AAGCCGUGCCGCGUGGUUCCGUUCCAUUCAGCUAACUUAAAGAGGGUGAGUGCGCGCGCGAGAGCUUCCGCGAACCUCCCUGUCCCUGUGUGUGCGCGUAUGUGUCUGAAGAGGACAGCCGUGAUCUCUGGCUCGUACGUAGAGGUGUUCGGGACCAGGCGUCGAUCGUGUCAACCGAAUAUUACGAUGCGGUGAAGUGGGUAGGCAAGGUGUCCUGGGCGCGGCGUCUCCGGCGGAAGGAAAAGAGCCUAGCAAGCUGGCCGGCAUGUGCACGCAGUACACCGCCGCCGCCGCCGCCGUUGUCCUCGCGAUGUUCCUUUGCCGGAUCUGCUCCGCCGAGCAGCGGCAGGCCGGGUCCUCGCACGCACUGGAUCUCUGCAACGCCACUGCCGACGGACGGGACCUCGUCUGCCGCGGUGCCGGCCUCCUGUCCAUCCUGGAGCCACUGGACCCAGCCGUGCUCGCCUCCGCCGUCAACCUUACUAAACUAGACCUGACGAACAACAACAUAACAGACAUUCCAGUCCGUGCCUUCCAGCGAAUUUCCAGUCUUGAAGUGUUAUUACUCCGACGAAAUCACUUGCACACGAUCGCCGACGAUGCAUUCGCGAACUUGACGAGCCUUCGAGUAUUGGAGCUCGAUGACAAUUAUUUAACAAAAAUUCCGACCGCGAUCGUAAACCUCUCUGGCCUUGAAGACCUGUCCCUGUCGAACAACAAGAUCGAGACGCUGGACGGACGAGUCUUUCAGCGAGUCACUAAUCUGUUGUCGCUGGAUCUACGCGGGAAUCCCAUCAAGAAGAUCCACGAGGACGCUUUUCGGAAUCUUCGGAAGCUUCGUAAGCUGAUCCUCUCGAACUUGAAGGAGUUGCGGAUAUUCCCGAAUCUAAAUGGGACACGAUCGUUGGAGGUGCUGAGAUUAGACCGGGCCCAAAUCACGAACGUUCCGGCGAACUUGUGCGAGCAGUGCCCAAGAUUGAAGAGUCUCGAUCUGAAGUCGAACUAUCUGCCCGAGAUGCCGGAUUUGCGGAACUGCAGCGAGCUGAGAGUUCUGGACCUAGCCAGUAAUCAGAUCUCCUCGUUACUGGACGAGCAGUUCCGAGGGCUGAACCUGCUGCACGAUCUCCUCCUGUCGAACAACAAGCUGAGGGUCAUUUCCAGCGACACGUUCGUCGGGCUGCCGAGGCUGCAGGUGUUAGACCUGGAGAGCAAUUACAUCGAGUACAUACACCCGGACGCCUUCAAGGAGACCAAGCACCUGGAAGACCUAAACCUAGGAAAUAAUGUGUUCCCAGCGCUGCCAACGUUAGGGCUGUCCGGUCUUCUGCACCUGAAGACGUUCAAUAACCCCGCGCUCAGGGAGUUCCCCUCGCCGGAACGGUUCCCCAGGGUGCAGACCAUGGUGCUCUCGUACGCGUACCAUUGUUGCUCGUUUCUCUCCAUCGAGGUGGAGGAGCCGGUCACGAAAUCCUCCGUUCAAGAGUCAAUCCUGUUCCCGACCGACAACGAGUUCGACAUGAGCCUAUGGAACUCGAGCUUCUCCGAUAUCUGGCCUCAGCUGAAUAACAUGACCGACAAAUUCAGCUCGCGAAUAAAUGAACUUUGGGCUAACUUUGGUUCAGAUUUUACGUACCCUGGUAACCUGCCCUCAUAUGUUGAGGAUUAUUUUGAAGAGCAGAACAGCCGCGUCACGCUGCCAGCGCGGACGCUGCCGUCGCACGUUCAGUGCCUGCCUCAACCAGGUCCCUUUCUGCCAUGUCAAGAUUUAUUCGAUUGGUGGACGCUGCGUUGCGGAGUAUGGGUAGUUUUUCUGCUCGCCAUGCUCGGCAAUGGCACGGUCGUUUUCGUCUUAAUAUUCUCCAGGAGCAAGAUGGACGUUCCCCGGUUCCUGGUUUGCAACCUGGCUGCAGCGGAUUUUUUUAUGGGCAUAUAUUUAGGUCUCCUAGCAGUAGUGGACGCGUCAACGUUAGGCGAGUUCCGGAUGUACGCGAUCCCCUGGCAAACAUCAGCGGGCUGCCAGCUAGCGGGCUUCCUAGGCGUGCUGAGUUCGGAACUCAGCGUGUACACCCUAGCAGUGAUCACACUGGAGCGUAACUACGCGAUAACUCACGCGAUGCACCUGAACAAGCGUCUCUCCCUGAAGCACGCGGGCUACAUCAUGACAGUCGGCUGGUGUUUCGCGCUGUCGAUGGCCACCCUGCCGCUGAUCGGCGUCUCGGACUACCGCAAGUUCGCCAUCUGCCUGCCGUUCGAGACGACCGGCAACGCCGCGCUGGCGUACGUGAUCUUCCUGAUGCUGAUCAACGGCGUGGCGUUCCUGAUCCUGAUGGGCUGCUACCUGAAGAUGUACUGCGCGAUCCGCGGCUCGCAGGCGUGGAACUCGAACGACUCGCGCAUCGCCAAGCGGAUGGCGCUGUUAGUGUUCACGGACUUCCUCUGCUGGUCCCCCAUAGCGUUCUUCUCCCUGACCGCGACAUUCGGGUUGCAGCUGGUGUCCCUAGAACAGGCGAAGGUGUUCGCGGUGUUCGUCCUGCCGCUGAACUCCUGCUGCAACCCGUUCCUCUACGCGAUCCUCACCAAGCAGUUCAAGAAGGACUGCGUGCUGAUCUGCAAGGCGAUCGAGGAGUCCAGGGUGACUAGGGGGAUCGGCAGGUGCAGGCACAGCUCGAACUUCAGCAACAGGCAGACGCCGGUGAACACUAACAGCCUGAUGGACCGCUCGUCCAGGGACAAUCAGACGCCGUGCGCGUGCAACUCGAGGCUGCUCGAGACUGGCCAGUGCUCGGGCUACCGGCGAUGGGGCACGGGCAUCCUGUGGCCAUGCGCGAAGGACACCAGGCCGCGACACACCAGGAGCGACCAGUACGCCUACCAGAUCGCCGAGAUCCAGCAGAAGCAGCACAAGCGAGCCUCCUCGGUCUACUCCAGCGAGAACUUCUCCUCGUCGCGCUCGGACUCCUGGCGGCAGACCCACCACUGCGGCAUACCGCUGCGGCUGCUGGACCCCAAGAGGAGAGCGUCGUCCUGGCUGAUCACCAGGAAGCCGUCGCAGGACUCGAACCUCAGCUCGUCGCGCAACGACUCCUCCGGCUCGGCCACCACCGCCAGCACCAGCACGUGGAGGAUCUCCAGGUCCAGCGCCUCCUUGGAGAUCUCCGCGAGGAACACGCCCAGGCCGGCCAGGUCGAAGCCGAGGCUCACGCGCCAGCUGGCCAUCCAAGAGCCAGAGCCACCUGGAUCCCCCAGCAGACUGGCGGUCAGGCUACUCGCGACCAUACCCUCCGCCGCUGAAACCAGCGACCAACAGGACGACGACAACGCGCAGACCUAGGGAAGGAGUGGGAGAAUAGGCGCUGAUCAAGGGUUUCAGUAUUAAGCGUCCUGACGCGUGCACUGCUGGAGAGUAGAGGAUCACUCCCGUUGACCCUGGACAGACUGAGGUUCCUGAGAUCGUUGAGACGUUGAGUUGUUCUUGGGUAGCGUUUAGGACAUUAUUUAUUGCCGUGUGGCUGUAGUUGUUCGAAGGCGAAUUAUAGGAGCGUUGCUGCUCAGUCUCGAGGCUUGAUCUUGCUAGGGUUGACAGUGGAUAACUGACAGCGGUAGGUUGAGCUAAGUAACGAAGCCAAAAUGAGAGCAACGAGAGUCUUCCCGGAAACGACACGAACGAUCCGAACUGACAAGUGCAACGAUCUCCUACGUUGACCGUCCGUUCGCCAGGCGCCGCCGAUGCGUACUGUAGUCACAUUCGUUGAACGCCGCCGUGGAAACGGCGCGUGACUUUAACGCGUUAACUGCCGGGGUGCAAUCUCUUUGUAAGCGAACCUUUACACUCGUCGUCGUUUGAGGUUAUCAUUGGACUGAGGAUGUUUAUACAUGUUCACAUUUCUUUCUUUUUCUUUAGGUAGGCUUGUUAAAUUAUUAUUUACCUCUACUCUAGUUACUCUUGUAUUCUUGUUGGAGUACACUGUGAACGUAUAGUACCAACAGUCCAGCGCAAACGUAACGCCAUAACAGUUGGGAAAGUAGUCUUGGCACUGGAUUCACGGAUGUUUGUUGUUAGCUUGUUCUAUUAUUAUUAUAUUAUAAUAUUAUAUAUAUUUAUUAUUUAUAUAAUAUUAUAUAAUAAUAUAUUAUUAUAUAUGUUCUACUGUUUAUAGAACAAUUGAUGUUCGUUUAGAUUUCUGAAAUUAGGUUUAAACGUAGAUGACUAGGAGUCAUGUUAGCACUGCAUUAAUCAAAAUCGACAGACACUAGCAGAUAAUGUUUAAAAUUCAAUGCUCCGUGAAUCUAGUGUUAAUGCCGAGGAUAAACGAGUGUCAACUGCGAGCCAGUGAACUUACUCGUACUGUCAACUUAGCACGUUGAAUGCCACAUAAUGUCAGAGCAAAAUACACAAAAUGGAAGAUAUGAUGUUAACCCUCUACGGGCCAAAUUUUUAUUCAUGAUUAUAACAAAAUGUAUGCAGUACAAAAUUGAUGAGUAUCCACAUAUGAAUACGAAUUAACAAUGUAUUCAAUAGCUUCAAUAAUUUCAUCAAAAUAAAUCAACAAGAUGCCAAUAUACUGAUGUGUGACUUUAAAGUUACAUGGGCCUACAGAGGGUUAAAUCAUUGAAUUGAAUCGCACUAUCAUUGCACGUUCACCUAGCUGAAUGCCUGCGUUAGGUAGCAUUUUAUUAUUAUUAUUAUUAUUUACUAUAUAGAAAUAUUUUAUUAUUUACAAUAUAGAAAUAUUUUCAAAUCAUUUAAUUGAGCUGACUCCGUGGCAUUCAACGUGUUAACAGUCGUCCUGAAACUGCCGAAGUAUUCUUCAGUAUUUUCACUGCCAAAAUUGAGGUCCACGAGGACCUCAUCAGCAUUUCCUUUGGAACGAACCACGGAUCUUUCUACAAGUCCAAAUAUUCAAGAACGUAUCUAGGAAAAUAGAAUUACGAUGGAAAAUCAUUUUCCCUUGAGAAUACUCUGAACAUCACUAGUCUGAAUAUCGUCUGUCUUUCUUAGUAUCCUGUGCAUUCUAUGUGCACUUUGAAAUUUCCCAUGAGCGCAUCGGAAUCAGUCUAAUCGCAAUUGAACCAAGGAUGUUAACGUGUUAACCUCGCGAAUUAACAAUACUCGGCGAUCACCGACUUAACACGCUACCAGCGUCACAUAUUUAACAGUCGUAAUCCCAUAUUUUACGCAAUGAAAAUAAAAUGAAUGGAUAUUAUUAGAAACGAUAAACUACAUUAUAUUUAGGAACUCAGUUUCAGUUUCAUCUCUCUAAUAUUCUGUUUAGAUUCAUUGGAUUGUAAAGAAUAUAAUUAACUCUAAUUGCACCACGUGUUUUUAUAACGUAUCAUACCAUCAAAUUUUAAAAGCUCCAAAGAAACUGUUGGAAAUGCAAUAUAAAAUAAUGAAAAAAUUUAAGGAAAAAGUUCAAAUGUGACUCAGAGUCACUGAAACAACCGCUGGUAGCGAACGUUAAUUUGACGCGCGUUAAUCUAGUUCAAAGAGUCCUGACCGAGGAGAAAGUUUCUCUUGGUAAAAAAAAAAGAGAGAAACGAGAAAGGGAUCCUAGACCGGUCAAUUGUCUUUCGGAGGUUCACCAUAGACGCAGACCUCGGAGGUCGUGUAACUUUAACCCUUAGCAGUCCUGUGUCGAGUCAGUCUCGACAUUCCAUUUUAUCGCAACCUCUACCUUUUAACAAUUUUUUCUAUAUUUAUUUGUAGUAUCACAAUUGUACCAUUUAGUGGUAACAUUUCAAUGACUCCCAAAUAUUGAAUAAAUAAAUAGAACGUCAUGUUAAGCCGUAAUCGAAUGAACCAACGUCGAAAUCUCAAAGUGAGAAGCCAGAAGCACUUCGGACCGCAAAGGGUUAAAGUUCACGUCGAACUUGACGUUCCGUAGAGUUCUCGAUUGAGAUGUAGAGCGAGUUAAAAGUAUUUAUUGAUAAACUCUAAGGACACACGGUGCGUUUGUUUCUCUUGAUUUUGUUCGUUCGCCUUCCGUGAACUCGGAAUUCUCACCGGGGAGAUGGGGAUCAGUCGCUUCGCCCGUUAACAAAUUUUUGCGUUUUGCGUUUACCAUAAGACUGACGGUUUAUACGGUUCGUCCCGGCCAAUUUGGUAGUUCUAGCGUUAACUGUCCGACGGUUAAUUUAUUUUGUAAACGAUUUGUUAGUUACCACUGAACUGCGGUUGUCACGCAGAAUACCGUGGAGCAAUAACUAUAGUCAUCAAUGAUUAUACCUUGGAACAUACAUCGACAUAGCGUAAGACUGGAAUUUUCUCUUAUUUUCAAUAAAUUAUGAGCAACAAAGUAGUCGGUUGGACAGUUCAGAAAGAAAUAGGGCAAAGGGUGAAUGAAUCUUAAAGAAACCGCCCUAAAAUUAUUAUUUUUCGCUGGGAAUAUAAAAAUUAGCAGUUGCUGAUAGAUCACAAAAGGAGUGCUAAGUGUUGAUGUCUCCUUCGAUUCGUUAAUAGCCGACGUUACACUAGAUUAACACAUCGAACUGAAUUUUGUCAGAUGCAUUAGAUAUAGAAAGAACAGUAGAGCAAUCGUCACGAAGAACUUCGACCGGUUAGUUUCUGUUUUAGUAUGAAAAUUAUUUCGAUUGCGUGGAGGUUUCGGUGAAUGCUUGUUUGGCAGUCAACGUGUUAAUGCCGGUUUAAUCAUUGUUGCAGCUAGUUGAUUGUUAGGUUGCAGGUAGAUCGUUUUAGCCUAAAAGAGGAUUAUAAGAUCGUUAUACAGAGUGGUGUAAUUAUUGUCACUUGCCGAUUAUAUUCCAUGAAAUCGUUUCUGUUGAUUAUUCCUUGGAAUUUGAAUACCGAUGUAAUUGCAAUUGAAAUUCAAACUUGUUGAUGAAAUUAUUGGAGAUAACGCAAGAUUUCUUUGUGUUCGAGGUGACAAUAAUUACUGGACCACACUGUAGUGUGCAAAUGUUUAUAUACGCGGUUUUUGCAUUUACAUAAAUGAGAGAUGGAGAGGAAGGGAGAGAGAGAGAAAGUGAGAGAGAGAGAGUGAGAGAGAAAGACGCUCCAUAGUAUUACCACUUACUGGAUCUUAAUUCUGUGGUAGGAUACGUUCACCCCCUUCGAUGCGAUCGUUUCCAUUGUUCGUUCACAGCGACCGCCGUUUCUUCGUUCGAGCGUGUUUUGCGUGUUGUGUGUCCGGCGCGAACUAUUUAAUAACGUUUUUCUAAUAAAAGGAAAAGAAACCAAG
Nomia melanderi (Alkali bee) is the source of this 7199-nucleotide messenger RNA. RefSeq names its product G-protein coupled receptor rickets (gene rk). Gene Ontology annotation, molecular function: protein-hormone receptor activity; protein binding; G protein-coupled peptide receptor activity. Gene Ontology annotation, biological process: hormone-mediated signaling pathway; adenylate cyclase-activating G protein-coupled receptor signaling pathway; activation of adenylate cyclase activity. The record is from RefSeq and is a predicted model, not a curated record. NCBI's taxonomy places the organism in Eukaryota, Metazoa, Arthropoda, Insecta, Hymenoptera, Halictidae. Gene Ontology annotation, cellular component: plasma membrane.